AUGGUGCAAGCCAUUGAAGAGGCUUUGCCAAACUGCGGUGAUCAGGAUCAGAUAAGGCUCAGACUCUUCAAAAUUGUUCUUGGCUUCCUACCAGCUUCGGGAGAAUCACUGGAAGUUGCGCGAGGCUUCUUCCGAGUGGCACCCCUUGUUCACAUUGGAGAUGGUUCCAUCACUUCGCGUGGUGAGCUCAUCCCAGAAAUCACCGCGUGCAAGAACCUACCGCCAUCCGGAGAUGAGGAAUCAGAGAGUGCUGACCUGGGCACGAAGUGGAUCACUUUUCGCAGGAAAGUCAUUCUUGAGGAGCCGACUUUAUCCAUCUGUGCGAUGAUCCAGCACUCACAAAUACCGUGUCCGUCCAAGCUGCGAAAGAAAGUAGUAUGCGUUCUGCGGAAGGCACAGGAGGAUUUUGAUUUCAACAUCGCCAACAACCCCUUGCGGGCUCUGAUGACUCCCAAGGCAGGCGGAACUUCCAUCAUCAGAUCCAUACACGGCGAUGAAGACGAAUACGAGGAGAUGAUGAAGUACCUAGUGACACUGCAGCAAAUGCUGACACUAGUCAAUGACCCUGACGAUCUCGAGCCCUUGCUAGGCUGUGGCUACCCCAACAGUGAUGCCGUUCAUGAUGCUGGUGUGGCUGCAGUACGGAAGCUCCAGGAAAGGGGUGUUCCAGAAAGGAGGGCCCAGAGGAUCCUGAAUAAGGCAGACGCAGCGGCAGUCCGGCAUGAAAGCUUAUGGAUCGACGUGAUCAAGGAGGAAGAUGCAGAGCCAUUGAAGCGGGAAACCGAACUCAAGGCGCUAGAUGAAUCAAAGCCAGGCUCAGAGCCUCCUCCUACUCUGACUCAGAUGUUCGGUUUGGAGACGAUCAUUACGGCCGACGAUGACGCCACGUCCAUCACGGGUCUUGCUGCGUAUUUCUCUUAUCUCAUGCAGACACUCCGCAAAAUCACCAUUAAAGGGCUCGGCGGAAAGACAUUGCAGGCACUGUUACUCCUGAGGCGCCCCGACCUAGGUGACCUGAAGCUUUCCAGUGCCAACGUCAACGUGCUCAUCCCCUACAUUGACCUGGUGAAUGAGAUUCUCGAAGCGAUCGUUGAGGCGGACUUCAAGUCUGAAGAGAAGCUCUCGCCCCCGUUCAACAUGGGCGGUGGCGACACCAGCGAGAGCAACGCCGCAGAGCCGAAAUACACAAACUACGCCGUGUAUCGCGACAUUGUUCAGCCAAUUGUUGCGCCGCUCGCAAUUUUCCCCUACAACCAAGCGGAUCACAGUGUAAGGGUCUACCUCGAAGCUCUGGGUGUCCCUCGGAAGAGACUUUUGGCAGCUUUUAGGGCUCCUCACCGCUUGGAUACUCUUCGGGGUGGUUUGGAGUCAGUUGAGGUGGUGCUGGAUCGGUUCUACGCCGCAGAGGUCCUUGGAAUGCAAGAGGAGGAUCAAGUAGCGAUUCACGGAUCGGGAACCUAUCCACAGGAGGUCAUGGCUGAUCUUGAUGAAGCCACAUACCACGCGGCAAUCGGCAAGAAGCCAACAGCGGCAUACUGGGGUUAUGAUUCAGCACAACAGAUGCUGGACCCCGAAAAUGGUCUCGGACUUGUGAAGAAAGAGUUUCUCGCGCGCGCUGCAAUCUCUUUUGCCGAACUCUUAACAAUGCUCAAAGAAUAUCGUCUUCCCGCAAAGAUCGUCAUUGUGGCUGGGCGUGAAGAGGGCAAUCACAACGGUGACAUCGCAGGAAUGCGCCUUCGCCUACUGGACUAUUCAACCGGGGAGACAAAGAGUCUUGAUGAGGCCGCAUGCCAACAGCUACAGGCUUGCAUCAGGUUGUAUAAGAAGAUGGAGGGUUGGUCCGUCUCGGAAGUCAGCUUACUGACUGAAACUCUCCGGUUGGUUCCCCGUCCAAGCCUUGAUGGCGCCCCCUUUGUCGAGCUGGCUGCAGUGAAAGAGCUAUCCGAGCUCACCAAGCUCUCUCCGAUGCAGCUACAGCCACUAUGGGGUGAUAUGAACUACAGUGGUCCGGACUCUCUUUACCACAAGCUCUUUGUCAGACGUAACACCCACCACCACGAGACUUUUAUGCCAGAUGAAGAUGGUGAAGUUCUCCAGGGACACAUCAAUAUCAAUGAGUACCUGCAGACAGUUCUCGCGGGUCUAGGGCUCACACACAAGGACUACAUGGCUCUCAAGGGUGAUGCCAUGGAGGAAUUAAGCCUGGGCACAAUUUCAGAGUUGUAUCGCAUCGCAACAUUAUCAAAGGCUAUUGGAAUCUCUGCAAGUGACUACAAUCAUCUCCUGAAACUCUACAAAAUGGACACCCCAUUUAAGACACCUCGGACUACCCUUGCCAUUGUGAGAGACUUUCUGCCUAUCAAGGGGCGAAAACCGGAUCUUGACUUCCACAAGAAACUAUUUGUGAGCCUGGGCGUACCUGAUGCAUCUGAUGAAGAAUGCAACCCCAGCACAGGGAAAAGCCUGCAGAUUGUAUCCACUCUCACCCGUGCGUUGGGAGGAAACGAGGAAAAUGACCGCGAGGAGGUGAAGUCAUCAGCUGCCUCCAAGAGGCAUAUUGUACUCGGAUGCCUGCGCUCUUUCUUCCCAGGAAUAGACAUUACCACACUGGAGUACCUGCUGAAGGAGAUGAUUCACAUUAGUAGUGGCUCAUCCGACGUGUCCGCUAUGAGCCGAUUGCUGCUUCUGGGUCAAGACGGGCCCCAGCACCACCUUCAGGUAGGAGACAGCGCUCGAUUGCCUACGCAUGAGUACGAGGGCUACUUGGUCCCCUCCGUCACAACAACCUAUAGUGUCAUCGCGCCUUCGCUAGCCGAGAAGACAGUGUUUCUUGAUGAGACGGCCCUCGCACUUGAUAGCAAUGGAGCCUGCACGACCCACUGCCUUACGCAUGGCCGAGUGUACAAGCUUUGCUCUCCUGGCCCCGUCACGCUGGUUAGGCCGACAUCAAGGGACGGAACCUCCGUGAACUCGGAAGAUAUGAGAGAAGAAGCAGAGCUGCUGAUUAGCAGCCGAGACGUGGAAGACACCAUGAUGAUCCUUUCGAAAUUGAUGCGAGUUGCCGUUGUAAUACGCCAAUAUAAGCUCGAGGUUGCGGAUAUCGAGCUGUUCAAUCGAGCUAAGUCAUCCAUGGGGAUCGAUCUUGAGGUGUUAGACAAGGCUACCGUGGACAACCUUCAGCAGUACCAGUCCCUACGAAACGCCUUCUCCGGCCUCAAAACCGCCGUCUCGUCGCUGCCAACAUUUUACUUGAAUCUCUCAUCCACCGCGUCUACCGGGCGUGACAAGCUGGGCUCCAUGCUUGCUGAUGUAACCGGGUGGCCCGCUCACCUCUGUGCUGAGUAUAUCAAGGAGAAAUAUCCCCAUGUGAACGAUCACGACCUGGUUGCCAGGUUUCUCAAGGUCAGUGCUCUCACAGAAUUGCGAGAAGCGAUCGCCGUGCACAAGAAAUUAGAUCCCAUCGGGGUAUCGCUGUCUCAUCUCUUUGCCCUGGCACAACCUAUCGCUCCAGAGCGGAUAAAGGGUGAGAGGAACAUGAAAACGCCUCCGGCAGUGGUCAAGGCAUUUGAGCACGCCGCCAUACUACGCACUGGCAUUCAAGGCAGUCCGAGCUACAGUAAGAACAUGAAAGCGGCCAAUAACGAGCUCCGCGAUGCCCAGCGAUCGGUCGUGGUAAACUGCCUCCUCUCGCGCGGCUACGCCAAGAAGAACAACAUCAGGGACGCAGAAGACCUGUUCAGCCACCUUCUCAUCGACGUUCAGAUGGGCCCGAGUCUCCAGACCUCCCGCCUGCUUCAGGCUGUCUCGACCGUCCAGUUCUUCAUCCAGCGAUGUCUCCUCAACGCCGAGAAACACAACGGGAUCAGAAGCACCGACCUCAUCCAAAGUAAAUCUGGCGUAGACUGGGAUUCGGCCUGCCGGUACAGGCUGUGGGAGGCGGAGAGAAAGACGCUGCUUCAUCCCGAGAACUGGAUCGACCCGACUCUCCGCGACGACAAGACAGAGCAGUUCCGAGCCCUUGAAACAGCCAUGUCUCAAAAGAAAAUCGAUGAAGAGUCCAUCGAGGAGCUCAUCCACCAAUACGUCCGUGAUGUUGAUAGCGUUAGCAACCUGCAGGUUGAAGCAUACCAUUGGGUGUGGCUAGACGACAAUGACACAAGCAGAGAUUAUUAUUGGUCUAACUUUAGCCAAGGAGACUUCCACAUCUUUGGGCGCACUCGGACAUCACCGGUAACACGGUACUACUGCAAGAUGCGGCAAAGGGCGGUAGGCGAGAAGGAAUAUCUCUGCUACUGGACGCCUUGGGCCAAGUUCCCCAUCGAUGCCCCCCUCUACGAGAAUGAUCCAUCUGGGAACAAGAAAAGGGGUGAAGAGUUCCAAGGAGCCGGUUCCUACAUUGUUCCGGUAGUCCAUAAAGAUCAACUCAAAGUGCUACUACCCGAGUUCACGCUGAUGCAGACAAACGCCAACGAAUUCAGCGUUGGUGAGAAGUCUACGCCUGACGAGAUGAUGAAAAAAAAGGUCUCGCUGGGACCGAAGCGGAACUGGGACAUACGCAUAGGGCUGACGGAGCGGUCCAAGGGGGCCUGGUCUACCAAGCGUGUGCAUCCGACCCCCCUUCGCGUGCCAGAAGGUGAAGAUUUCGGGACGAAGGACUGCAUUACUCGGGUGAAUCAUCUACCUUCUCUCGACCAGUUCCGAUUCCAGGUUCUAGAUAAUACAGAAUCCUUGACUUACGAUGUCGAAUGCUACGGGUCGGGAGCCACUAAAUACUGGAAAGGUCUCUGCAACGGGAUCGUCGGCAGAUUCAGGCUUGACGAGCAGAGCAUACACGAGACUGGUGAUCUUUCUUCCUCCGACAAUCCCUUGUUUGCCGGCCCCUCACACUUUGGGAGAUUUCUUGAGACGGAAGAUGUAGAUCUUGAAGUCGGGGAAAGGAACAAGCCAACCUUAUGUCCCAGCAAGAUUGAAAAUGACCGGGGUCAGGAGAUGACCGACUUGAGGCGGACUGCUUUCCUAAGAGACUACGACUGCCGCAGGAGGGGCGAGUUCCGCAAUACUGGCCUCGUGAUGGAGGCUAGACAUAAAGGCAAAGAAAUUGGCCUGUUGGGCAUUCCCCGUCUUUGCCAUGACGAGAAGAAAUGGGGGAAAUUGACGGCGGGUGGCUGGGAGUCGGUUCUUUUGACCAACACGCGAAUGCCAGCACUGGCCCUGGCCUUGGCUAAGAACAGAAGCAUCAGCACGGUGUCGCAAUGGCUGGGAAAUCUGGAAUCGACAUACUGGUAUGGUACGGAUAUUUUGGGCUGGUCGAAUGCUUCCAAGCGCCAUCACGAAAGAGCGAAGCCCUUCUCCCUCUAUACUUGGGAGCUCGCCGUGCACAUACCGAGCCUGAUUAUGGAGCGUCUCAUAGCCACUCAACAGUAUGAGCUUGCCAUACGCCUGGUUCGGGCCCUUGUUUUUGACCCGAGCCUCUCGGACCAGUCCUCCAAGUGCUGGCGAUUCCCGGCCCUGCGCAGUAUCAUCAAGUCGCGGAGUGAUGAGGCGUCGGAUCCGUCCUGGAAGAAGAAAAUGGACGAGGCAGAGUGGCGGGAGAGCCGGAAGAAUGUCCACGCAGCAGCACGCACCAAUGUCGCGGUAUACAUGAAACGAAUCAUCAUCAAGUACAUCGAGGCCCUCAUUGCGCACGGGGAUCAAUACUUUUGCCAAGCGACUCUCGAGACCCUGCCCAUGGCCAUCCAAAGAUACACGGAGGCCCUCCAUCUCUUUGGACCGGCACCGGUGGCAACAAGUCGGCUUGGGGAGCCCGCGCCCAAGUCGUACAAUGAGCUCAUCAGCGGCGACAGCCUGUUUGAGAACCCCGAGGUCAAUCUAGAGCUGGACUUCCCCUUCUACACAGCGCCGGGCUCGUCAGGCCAGAAGUCGAUGAAGGGCCGCAAGCCUGUUGGGAUCAUGCGCACGCGCUACUUUUGCAUCCCGGGCAAUCCCAGGGUGCUAGAGCUGCGGGCCAAGAUUGACCAGCGACUGUAUAACAUCCGACAUGGCCUCGACAUCAACGGCGACCCUCUCGCCAUGCAGAUGCUGGAGCCACCGCUGGAUCCUGCCGCGGUGGCCGGGGGCAGCGCUUCAGAAGGCAAGGGACUAGCCGGUCUACUCACGGAUAUUCGCGGCCCGAUGCCAAAGUAUCGAUUCGCCUACCUCCUCCAACGAGCCUACGACAUAGUCGGUGAGCUCCGUGCUACGGGCCAGCAGCUCCUGGCCAUCAAGGAGAAGCGAGACACCGAGGCGCUUUCCCUCCUGCGGUCCAAGCACCACGGUGCCAUCCUGGAGCUCACGACCAACGUCAAGGAGUACCAGAAAAGAGAGAUCGGCAAGUCCAUGGACUCGCUGCGAGAGCUCCGCAAGCAGCAGCAGAUGCGGCUCGAGUACUACGUGCAGCUCACGGGAGACUCCACGGUGAAACCGCCGGCGGAGGGGGAAAGCUGGACAGACAUCAGACAGGACACGAUCGCGCCGCCCACCAAGAACAACCUGCGCAUGUCGAGCUACGAGGCCGAAGAAAUGCGCUGCGCAGACGAGGCCGCCGCGUGGAACGAGAAGGUGGGUGGCCUGGAGUCCAUGGCUGCGGCCGCUUUUGCUUUCCCCAACAUCACCACCAAGACGCAGCCGAUGGGAUGCGGCAUAGAUAUGCAGCUCGGAGGCCAUACAGUAGGAUCCGUGCUCCAGUCCGUCGCUGCGGCCACCAAGACCAUUGCUCAGCGAAUCUCCGACAAUGGCGCCAAGGCCGGCCGCAGCGCCCUUCUGACCAGGCAGCUCCAGGAUCGCCGUCACGAGGCCAACAUGGCAGGGCGAGAGAUGGUGCGGCUCGACAAGGAGCUGGCCCAGCUCCAGUCCCGCCUGGACUCGCACGACGCAGAGAUAAAGGUUCACCGGCGAGAGAUGGAGAAUCUUGCCGCCGAGGAGGAAUGGCUCCGCAGCAAAUACACGAGCGAGCAGCUGUACGCCACCCUUGACAACUCCAUGGCGACGCUCUUCCACCAGGCCUACGUCCUCGCCACGGACAUGGUAGCGAAGACGAAGCAAGCCCUCGAGUUUGAGCAUCUAGGCCGCUAUGGGAGCCGACAACCUCCGCGGGGCUCGGGAUCCGCCAAGGACUGGGAGCAUGCCAAAGAUGCCCAGUUGGCGGGCGAUGCGCUCUACCUGAAUCUGAAGCGUAUGGAGAUGGCCCAUCUGGAGAACAGAGCCCACGACUUUGAGAUUACGAAGCCGGUAUCCCUGUGGCAGCUCGAUCCCGUGGCCAUGCUGACGCUGCGCAAGACUGGCUCCGCCACGUUUGACAUUCCCGAGUCCCUGCUUGACAUGGACUAUCCGGGGCACUACUGUCGUCGCAUCUCCUCUGUAGCCGUAUCCGUCCCAUGCAUCCUCGGCGCCUAUGCAUCUCUGAGCUGCACGGUGCGGCUCGUCAAACAUUGGUAUCGACUCUCCCCCACCCCUCCAGCGUCAUACGAGCAGCCCAGGGACCAAUUUCGAUCCGAUACCGUGCCCAUCGACGCCAUAGCCGUGAGCAGCGGACUCCAGGACGCCGGAGCGUUCAGUCUCGACUUUCAGACGGCGGAGAAGUACAACCCCUUUGAGGGCGCUGGGGCCGUGUCCACGUGGGAAGUUCGAUUCCCUUCGGACUUUGCGUCAUUUGACUACCAGACCAUCACAGACCUAGUGCUGCACCUGAGAUACACGUCCCUGAGAGGCGAUGGUGCCCUGGCCAAGGCGGCAACCGAGGCCGUGCUAAAGAAGGUGGGCAGCGACAGGGCCCAAUGCAUGGCCGUGAAUCUGAGCACCGAUUUCCCCUCGGAAUGGAACCGCUGCACCUCUGCCGGCGGCGGCAAGAUGAAGCUGACGGGCCUGACGAAUCGACUGCCCUACUGGGCACGCCAGGGGGGUCGAAACGUGGAAGUCAACUCGGCCGCCUUGAGCAUACUCCCGGGUGCGCCCGAGUCUGCGAGCCUAGCUGUGGACGAUGGGGAAUCGCAACAGUUGAGCCCCACGACGCUCGGGGGAGGCUUGAAAUGUCUCGGGGUGAAGUGGCAGCAACCUGUUUCUCUACAGGGAACAUGGUCCCUAGAAGUAGACGGAGGCGCCACCUUCUCAGGAGGGUACCUAAUCAUUUACUACAGAGUUGCUUCGUAG
Clonostachys solani is the source of this 8184-nucleotide messenger RNA. The record is from the annotation of a GenBank genome assembly. Lineage: Eukaryota; Fungi; Ascomycota; Sordariomycetes; Hypocreales; Bionectriaceae.